Messenger RNA from Aricia agestis (brown argus), 6367 nucleotides. It is a transcript of the gene MRP, whose product is annotated as multidrug resistance-associated protein 1. The record is from RefSeq and is a predicted model, not a curated record. NCBI's taxonomy places the organism in Eukaryota, Metazoa, Arthropoda, Insecta, Lepidoptera, Lycaenidae. The transcript is spliced from 26 exons. Gene Ontology annotation, cellular component: membrane. Gene Ontology annotation, molecular function: ABC-type transporter activity; ATP hydrolysis activity; ATP binding. Bases 323 to 4870 code for a protein of 1515 amino acids. Gene Ontology annotation, biological process: transmembrane transport.
GUGAUUGUGGCGGUAUGUGUAUCGGUGUGUGAUGAAUUCAUGUCGUAUAACGAGUUGCUAAGAGCCGACCGCGACCGGAUUUAUUAUGUUUAAUUUAUUAAGUUGUGGUAAUUUCGGCUCGGUCUGUCACAAGUGAAAAUAAAAAGUUCGGUGUUUGUAGUUGCGCAACUGGACGACCCACUUUGUUUAUAAAUUUUAUAAGGUUAUAAAGAAAAAUUGUAAAUGAAACGGUGAAUGGAUGCUAAAUAUCCGAGUUUUGAUUGAGUCGGGGCCCGGCGCGUGAUCACAAUAGUCGUGGCCGAAUGCUACAGUGGAUAUCAUCAUGACGUCAUACAAUUCCACGCUCGAUGAUUUCUGUGGCUCAAAAUUUUGGGAUAGCAAUCUUACGUGGUACACAGAAGACCCAGAGUUUACGGAGUGCUUCGAAAAGACUGUGUUAAUAUGGGUACCUUGUGCCUAUCUGUGGUUGGCGGCUUUACUAGACGCAUACUACAUUCUCCACAGCAAGGAAAGAAAUAUACCAUGGAACAUUCUGAAUAUAAGUAAGCUGGUGGCUACAUGUGUGUUGAUACUGUUGAAACUGGUGGAUCUGGGAGUCGCUGUACAUAAGUCGUCCAAGGAUGAUGAGGAUGUAUUCAGUGCAGAUUACUAUAGUCCUCUAGUGAAGAUUGCUACUUUUAUACUAUCAGCGACUCUGCUAUUCUACAACCGCAAGUACGGCAUGCGGGCGUCGGGAGUGCUGUUCUUUUUCUGGCUGCUGCUGGCCAUAGCGGGUAUACCGCAGCUGCGGACGGAGAUCCGGGAACACUCGAGAAGGGCGGACGAUGAGAACGUCCAGUACAACUUCGUCAGCUACAUGAUAUAUUAUCCCGUGGUGCUGCUGAUGUUCGUACUCAACUGCUUCGCCGAUCUGCCCGCGAGAGACACGCCCUAUAAGUAUGAGAAGAACCAGUGUCCGGAGAACGCGUCGGGUUUCCCGAGCCGGCUGACGUUCAGCUGGUUCGACCCGCUGGCGCUGACGGGCUUCCGGCGGAGCCUAACGGAGGGCGACCUGUGGGCGCUCAACCCGCCGGACUCCUCCAAGGAGGUGGUGCCCAAGUUCGAUAAGUUCUGGGAGAGGACGCUCCGGAAACGAGAACAGAAGAAUAACCCAAAAGCGACGUACAGCAAGACAUCAGCGAGUGUGAACUUCAAGCCGGAGAGCGAGCGGAAACCGGCGUCGAUACUGCCCGCGUUGUGCAUGGCCUUCGGCGGGCAGUUCCUGUUCGGUGCCUUCAUGAAGCUCAUCAACGACUGCUUCAUGUUCAUAUCGCCGCAGCUGCUCAAACUGUUGAUCGGUUUCGUGAAGAGUCACGAGCCGGAUUGGAAGGGCUACAUGUACGCCGUGGCCCUGCUCCUGUGCGCGACCGCUCAGACCAUGCUGCUGGCGCACUACUUCACGCGCAUGUACCUGGUGGGCAUGCGCAUCCGGACGGCGCUCACCAGCUCCAUAUACCGCAAGUCGCUGAGGAUAUCCAACGCGGCGAGAAAGGAGUCGACUGUAGGCGAAAUCGUCAACCUCAUGUCUGUUGAUGCGCAGAGAUUUGUGGAGUUGACGGCGUACCUGAACAUGAUAUGGUCGGCGCCGCUACAGAUUGCCCUAGCGCUGUACUUCCUGUGGGGUAUUCUAGGCCCCUCGGUGCUUGCGGGGUUGGCGGUGAUGAUAGUGCUAAUCCCGGUCAACGGGCUGAUCGCCAACAGGGUUAAAACCCUCCAGAUCAGACAGAUGAAGUACAAAGACGAGAGGGUUAAGCUCAUGAACGAAGUGUUGAAUGGAAUUAAGGUAUUAAAAAUGUACGCCUGGGAGCCGAGUUUUGAGGACCAAAUACUAAAAAUAAGAAAUAAGGAGAUGAAUGUACUGAAACAGACCGCCUACCUCAACUCUGCGACGUCCUUUAUUUGGUCUUGUGCGCCCUUCCUGGUGAUAUUUUUAACUUUCUUCACGUAUGUGAUUAGCGACCCGGAGAACAAUAUUCUGACACCGGAGCGGAUAUUCGUGUCGAUGUCCCUGUUCUAUAUAAUGCACAUGCCGCUAGGCUUGCUACCGCUCAUCGUGGUCUCAAUUAUCGAGACGUCAGUGGGUAUAAAGAGAUUAAACAAAUUUAUGAACAGCGAGGAACUUGACCUGAGCGACGUGGAACACGAUCGCAAUGAAAAGAAUCCCCUCGUGAUCGAGAACGGUAACUUCUCGUGGGGUGACGACGCUGAACCUAUACUCAAGAACAUAAACAUCAACGUCCCGCGCGGCAGCUUGGUGGCCGUAGUGGGGGCGGUCGGCUCCGGCAAGAGCUCGCUGCUGGCUGCCCUACUCGGGGAGAUGAGCAAGGUCUCCGGAAGAGUUAAUACUACAGGCACAUGCGCGUACGUCCCUCAGCAGGCGUGGAUCCAGAACGCGACGCUGCAGGACAACAUCCUGUUCGGCAAGCCGCUGGACAAGGCGCGGUACGAGCACGCGAUCAGCGUGUGCGCGCUCAAACCCGACUUCGACGUGCUGCCCGGCGGCGACCAGACGGAGAUCGGCGAGAAGGGUAUAAAUCUGUCGGGCGGGCAGAAGCAGCGCGUGUCUCUAGCGCGCGCGGUGUACUUCGACGCCGACAACUACUUCCUCGACGACCCGCUCAGCGCCGUCGACUCGCACGUCGGCAAACACAUCUUCGAUAAGGUGCUCGGCCCCAACGGAUUGCUGCGCGACAAGACGCGCGUGUGGGUGACGCACCAGGUGUCCCAACUCGCGCAGACGGACAUGGUGCUGGUGUUGCGGGACGGCGCCAUCAGCGAGGCCGGCACCUACCAGCAGCUGCUGGACAAGAAGGGCGCCUUCGCCGAGUACCUACUACACCAUCUCAGCGAGGCGGAGCGGGCGGAACCGGAGGAAUUGGACAAGAUUAAGCAAGAUCUUGAGAGCAAGUUGGGUUCGGAGUUCCAGAACAAACUACAGCGCGCGCGCUCCCUGUCCGAGAGCGCCAGCGAGUCAGAACAGGGCGCUGGAGAUCGGCGGGAGAGUGUUAAGAAACGUACACCGGAAAUGACACCCAACGAGCUCAAAGAGAAGAACAAACUUAUUGAAACAGAAAAGACUGAAACCGGAAGCGUGAAGUGGGCGGUUUACAAGCACUACCUGAUGAGCGUGGGCGUGUUCGCGUCGUGCGUCACCGUGGUCAUGAACCUCGUGCUGCAGCUGUUCCAGGUCGGCUCCAACUACUGGCUUGCCGAGUGGUCCAACGACAAGGAUAUGAUGGUUAACGGAACUGUAGACACGGCUCGCCGGGAUCUAUAUCUCGGCGUAUACGGCGGACUUGGCGUUGGACAAGUGGUGUCGGUGUCGAUCUCGUCGCUGGCGCUGUACCUGGGCACGCUGGGAGCGGCGCGCUACCUGCACGCGGCUCAGCUGGGCGCGGUGCUGCGCGCGCCCGCCAUCGGCUUCUUCGACUGCACGCCGGUCGGCCGCAUCCUCAACCGGUUCAGCAAGGACAUCGACGUCGUGGACAACGUGCUGCCCAUGACGCUGCGAGGAUGGACCUCCUGUUUCUUCGCGGUCCUGGGCACGCUGUUCGUGAUCAGCUACUCGACUCCGAUUUUCAUGGCUGUGAUCGUGCCGAUAGGCGUGGUGUACUACCUCAUACAGCGGUUCUACGUGGCCACGUCCCGGCAGCUCAAGCGUCUGGAGUCCGUCUCCCGCUCGCCCAUAUACUCACACUUCGGCGAGAGCAUCACGGGCGCGUCCACGAUACGCGCGUAUGGGGUUUUGGAAAGGUUCGUGGAGGAGUCUGAGCGCGGCGUGGACCACAACCAGGCGUGCUACUACCCCAGCUGCAUCGCCAACCGCUGGCUGGCCGUCCGCCUCGAGAUGAUCGGCAACCUCAUCAUAUUCUUCUCGGCGGUGCUCAGCGUGCUCGGCCGUGACACCAUGAACGCUGGUCUAGUCGGCUUGUCCGUCAGUUACGCGUUACAGAUCACACAAACACUCAACUGGCUCGUGCGGAUGACGUCCGAAGUGGAGACUAACAUCGUCGCCGUCGAGAGGAUAAAGGAGUACGCCGAAACUAAACAGGAAGCGCCAUGGACGAUCGGUGCCGGUCCGGGCGCGGGCUGGCCGGCGACGGGCGCGCUGCAGCUGGAGCAGCUGUCCCUGGGCUACCGGUCCGGCGAGCCGGCGCUGCGAGACCUCACCUGCACCGUCGCGCCGAGAGAGAAGCUCGGCAUCGUCGGCCGCACCGGCGCCGGCAAGUCCACGCUCACGCUUGGACUGUUCAGGAUAGUAGAAGCGAUGAAGGGCAAGAUCCUGAUCGACGGCGUGGACAUCUCCACCAUCGGGCUACACCAGCUGCGGUCCCGCAUCACGAUCAUCCCGCAGGACCCGGUGCUGUUCUCGGGCACGCUGCGCAUGAACCUCGACCCGUUUGGAGCGUACAGCGACGACGACAUCUGGCGGUCGCUGGAGCACGCGCAUCUCAAGACUUUUGUGCAGGGUCUGUCAGCGGGUCUCCUGCACGAGGUGUCUGAAGGCGGUGAGAACCUGUCGGUUGGGCAGAGACAACUCGUGUGCCUGGCGCGCGCGCUGCUGCGGAAGACGCCGCUACUCGUGCUGGACGAGGCCACCGCCGCUGUGGAUCUCGAGACGGAUGAUCUUAUACAGAAAACCAUUCGUUCGGAGUUCGCGUCGUGUACAGUGCUGACUAUCGCGCACAGACUGAACACGAUCAUGGACUCGACGCGCGUGAUGGUCCUCGACCGAGGACAGCUGGUAGAGUUCGCGCCGCCGGAACAGCUGCUCGCUGACAAGAACUCCAUCUUCUACGGCAUGGCCAAAGACGCCGGCCUCGUCAACUAACAAAACCUAACCUCACUUGCUCAAAGACCUAAACAAAAUGGCGGCGUCAAUUUUAGUCUCGCGCCAAAAGUGUUUUUAUACAGACUAAAUCUAGUGGAUGUUUGAUGAUAAGUGCCCGGUCUUUGGUUUUUUGUCAGGAAAUCUAUCAAUGGCUUUUGAUUGACUAAUGUCUAAAAGUUAACCUAUCAAAACUCAAAUGAGUAUAAUAUAAACUGCUGCAAACAACCUAAGCUGGGCAUAAGUCACGUGACUUACUAAUUUCAAAACCAUAAGAUGACGCGUGCUACUUCGUUAUCUCUUUAUUACGGUUUUAUUGUAAUGACCGGCUUUUGUGGUAAAUGUGACAUUACUUUAUGUCGUAUAAAAAGGCUUGUGAUUGCUUAGGCGUAUUAACCGAUCAAAUACGAUAUUUAAUAAUAGAAAUAUUUGUUAAAUUUACCCCAGAAGCUGGGCACGAAUGCUGGAAACUGAUGAUUUGUCGACCUUUGCGCCGUAACCAACCAUUACAGACUAAAUAAUUCUCAAAUGAGCUUAAAAUAGCGAAUUUUAUUAUGAAACUUAGACAGCUUAAAAAUAGCGGAUCCUAUUAUGAAUAAUAGCAACACUACUACUAUUAUUUUUGAACUGAGCUACAAGUAUCUUUUAAAAUAGUCCACAAAAAAAAUCUGAUUCCAUCCUACAAUAGCAAUAUUAGUUAAAUAUACUGCAAACUGGAAUCCGAAUAGAGCUUUCUAGACUAUUCUAGAUUUAAAGAUUUAAAACAAAGUGUCAGCCGGCGCCUUGCGGCAGCUACCGCACUCGUGCACGUGUUCGUAGGGUAGUUAUCGUUCGGAGAACCUUUACAUUGUACAUAGAUUUGUAUACGUAUCAUCUGUAGGUAUAAGUCAGUCUAUGGUUUGCUUGGGCGUCGAUCACAACUUAGAUUCAUCGAAGAAGAACUUAAAUUAUUUAAAGGUACCACAAAUUUUAUGCAGGCGGUCUAGAAUAAGUUUUAACUGAAUGACCGGUGUUUUAGCAUUUAUUUUUAAACUAGACUAUACGUAGUUACCACUGAGCCGCCCGAAUUCGUUACUCACAUAAGGUACUUAAGUAAUUUAUAUCGUUUUAUAUUUGCAAUAAUUGUGUUUGGUGUGUUUUGAAUGACAUACAUACUGCCGAAGUAACUCGUGCAACCUCGUCAAUUACACGCAUGACAAUAACACGAAACAUUUUCUGUGGACAAAAUUGAAUGACGUCAGUAUGACGCAGAAGAGUACGCCAUGUCUACAGAAAUUUCGUCUGGAUAGCAAGUACUAGCGUGAUCAUUUUCAACGGAUUUUCACAACAGAAAUCCAGACUCUCGAAUAAAAGUUGAUUUGUGUUUUUGUUGCAAUCAAAAUCGACGUCAAUUUUAUCGAUUAGCAGGAAUCUUAAUUAUUUUAUAAUUUAAAUAUUUUAAAAGCAAUACUUACUAACGAAUGGUAGUGCCACUUAACUAGGAGAAUUGCACGAAUUUAA